Molecule: messenger RNA, 5066 nt
Organism: Ornithodoros turicata
Lineage: Eukaryota; Metazoa; Arthropoda; Arachnida; Ixodida; Argasidae
Product: zinc finger protein 845-like
Exons: 7
Coding region: 4-2772 (922 amino acids)
Biological process (GO): regulation of DNA-templated transcription
Molecular function (GO): RNA polymerase II cis-regulatory region sequence-specific DNA binding; DNA-binding transcription factor activity, RNA polymerase II-specific
Source: RefSeq, a predicted model, not a curated record
GCCAUGCAGCUGCAACGACAUCGGCACCAUUUUUUUCAUUUCCUGCCUUCCUUGUUUCCUUUCGUCCAUGGCCUGUUCCAGGACUGCCCAGGACGAAACGCGAUUGGAGAAGCACCCAGAACGACACCUCAAGAAGCACGCCACAGUCCUCAUGCUCGAGUGAAUUGCGAAAAAAGAGGCGUCAUUUCCAGAAAGCACCACAAGGGGUGUUUACUUCUCAUCAAAGAAGAGCCAAGAGAUACCUGUGCGCUUGAGUUGUCGAGUUCCAUCCAUAUGGAUCCGCAGCUGCAAGAAAUGCGUCCGUCCCCACAGUUCAGUGUUCAGCUUUCAAGAGUAAAAAUGGAACCUCCUGAUGCUGCAUAUCUACACGAACAGGGACAGAUACAGGAACAGUUCUGCAGCAAGUCUUCAUCGGGAGCCAGUAGUUGCGGUGCGACGGCUGAAAUGUGUGACAUUAAAGAAGAACCUCGAGAGGACUCUUCAAGUGAACGUUCGAUUACACAAGUGAAAACGGAGCCUUACAAUGUUGCGAUCUCGACAGAACAGGACCAAAUGGGACACAACAACUGUGAUUCAUCAUCAGAAGAUGCAACAGCAAGCACUCACGUUCCUCACGGGCCCUCACACGCUUGUGACUCAGCAUCGCCAUCUAGCGUGAAGCAUCCCUUUGUGACGAAAGAUCAGAAGGAAGAGAAGAGACCCCAGUGCGACCUCAAUCCAACUACGUUCUCCAGGUGUGAGUGUGCCAAGAACCACAUGCACAGGCACACUGACAAUCUUUGCCCUGCGGAGCUCAUCUGGGGCACAGACCUGCAGCGUCACAAUAAGACACACACGGCCGAGAAGCCAUACAAGUGCAAUCUCUGUCCUGCAGAGUUCAUGCGUAGCAAAUACCUGCAGGUUCACAAGAAGACGCACACGGGCGAGAGGCCGUACAAGUGUGAUCGCUGUCCGUCUGAGUUCAUCCGGCUCCACCAUCUGAAGGAACAUAUACUGGUUCAUACCGGUGAGAAGCUAUACAAGUGUGACCUCUGUCCUGCAGAGUUCAUCCGUAACACGUACCUGCAGAGUCACAAAAAGUCACACACGGGCGAGAGGCCGUUCAAGUGCAGUCGCUGUCCCUCGGAGUUCAUCCGGCUCCACCACCUGAAGGAGCACUUAAGGAUUCAUUCUGAUGAGAGGCCAUACAAGUGCGAUCUUUGUCCCUCUAAGUUCAUUCGGCUGCAGCACCUGAAGGAUCACAUACGGAAUCAUACUGGUGAGAAGCCGUACAAGUGUGAUCUUUGUCCUGCAGCAUUCACCCAGAGGUCGAAGCUGCAGUGCCACAAGCGGAAACACUCGGGCGAGAAGCCACACAAGUGCGAUAUCUGUCCUGCAGCGUUUACCCGGAGUACGUGUCUGCAACGUCACAAGUUGACACACACGGGCAAGAAGCCAGUAGGGGUACAGGUACAAAACGCUGAUAUGAUUCAAUACUCGAAUUGGCAACUCCAAGAAAUGCAGCUCUGCCCCGAGUUGAGCUGUCAGCUCUCGAGAAUCAAAUCGGAACCUUCCGACGCUGCGUGCCUAAUAGAAGAGGGCCAGGUCGAGCGACAGCACCACGGGAAGUCUGCAUCAGGAGGUGAUAGUGGUGGAGCAAAAGGAAGCACACCUGUUCUUCAUAUUGAGGACCAGCCCAGGAGCACUUGCAGUCGAGCACCCUCAGGUUGCAGUUCCCCAAAUGCACAGUUCAAGAUCAGCGCAACAACGGUUGAGCCACAAUUCGACGACACUGCCCUUGUCACUACGCAUUGUCGACCCACAGAGCAACAUCCAGGCCAGAGGAAGCCACGUGCACUUGCAUGCGCAUCGAAAGUCAUGAAAUGCCACAUGCUCGUACACGGUCACAACGAGUCGGAAGAGUGUCCCACCGUAAAAGACAUCCAGAUGGGAGAGGAGGACGUCGACCUCUCUCCUGCUACCUUCUCCCAGUCCGAGGGUACCAACAAAUUUUUGCUGAACCAAAGUGGCGAGAAGCCAUACAAGUGCAAUAUCUGCCCCGCAGACUUCAGACACAGCACGAGCCUUUGGCGUCACAAGCUGACACACACGGGCCUGAAACAAUACAAGUGCGACCUCUGCCCCGCAGCGUUCGGCCGGAGCUCCAAUCUCCGGCGUCACCAGCAGAAGCACACGGGAGAGAAGCCGUACAAGUGCAACCUUUGCCCCGCGGAGUUUAGGCAUCAGCACCACCUGAGGAAUCACGUACGGGUCCACAGCGGCGAGAAGCCGUACAAGUGCGACCUCUGUCCCGCAGAGUUCAGUCAGAGCACGAACCUGCGGUGUCACGAACGGACACACACGAACGAGCAUCCCUACAAGUGCGACCUCUGCCCCGCGGAGUUCAGCCACAGCACGAGCCUGCGCAUUCACCGAAGGGCACACACGGGUGAGAAACCUUACAAGUGCGACCUGUGUCCUGCGGAGUUCAGCCAGAACACCACCCUGCAGAAUCACAGGCGGACGCAUACGGGCGAGAAGCCGCACAAGUGCGAUCUCUGUCCUGCGGAGUUCAGCCAGAGCACGAGCCUGUUGCGUCACAAGCUGACACACACGGGCGAGAGGCCACACAAGUGCGAUGUCUGCCCCGCGGAGUUCAGCCGCAGCACCCACCUGCAGCGUCACAAGUUGACACAUACUGGCGAGAGGCCACACAAGUGCGAUCUGUGCCCUGCAGAGUUCAGCCGGAGCGCGUAUCUGCGGAAUCACGAGCGGACUCACAAGGGCGAGUAGCCAUAAAAUAAGUUGCUUUUGCGCCACUAAAAGCUGAAUCAUCAUCGUCAAGUUGCCAUAAAAGUGCGAUCCCUUUUCUGCAGAGUUCAGUCACAGCAUGAACUUGCAGUGUCGCAAGUAAAGACACAUGAGUGAGCAGCCCUACAGGUGCGAUCUCUGUCCUGUUGCUCAGCCACCGCCGAUUUCCUAGAGAAAAAGAAAUUUCUAGGCAGGUAAACGUGCACAGCGUUUGCCGUAAUUUCACGCGUAUUAGCCGCGGCUUAUGCGCGAUUUUUUAUUUAUUUUUUCUCACGGGCGCUUUGUGGCUUAUCUGAUCAGUAUUUUUCUGUGGUAUUUUUCCCAUACAUUAGUUUUAACGAAAGGGCCGACAGUGUCUCUGGAACAGCACCACCCUUCCAAUGCACAAACAAUGUGUAACAGGGACGGGCCCACAUUCGAGUAGAACGAUCUUCCUGGUGCCUUCCCCCAAGCAGCUUUAACUAAAGUGGUGACAGUGAUUCGUAUCUUCUGGAAGGCCACCGACCAGUCGAUCCAUGAAAAAAUUAUAUCACAAGGGCACAAUCCGAUCUUGGUAGAACACUAGAACUGACCUCCUUUGUUGUACACCAUGCCGACCACAGAAUAUGUUUAUUAUGGGUUUAUGGCCUUCUCUAUGGUCUCCGUUGUCCCACAAAUGAGUUGCGUCGUACUGCCCGCGGCUUAUCUGCCUGAAAAUUUUCCUAAAAACGGGUCCUGCGGCUUAUCUGCGUUGCGGCUCAUACGCGUGAAAUUAUGGUAAUAUGUUUCUUUGUCGGAACUGGAUAGAACAGCCAUAAGGUGGCUCCGAAUGCCGGCACCUGGUGUGUGUUUGUGCGAGUUGGGCCUUCCAUGCAUGAAAAAUUGAGAGUGGGCUGUCGUUUAGGCGUGUUGACACUAUUUCGGUCCUAUGUCAGGCCGACAACGGCAAGCCCUUUCACCACCAUUUCAGUCUGUCACCUUCUCUGCAUUACUUGUAAUUUGUACAUCUCUGCUGCUGCUGCUUCUUUGUUUUUCUUGUGUUUCGACACAACAUCUACACCGGGGGUUCUCAACCGGUGGGAAAUCUAGGAAUGUCAAGGGGAGAAUGAGACCAGCAGCAUUCGCCUCCAGUGGGCCCUUGCACGCAUUCUGUGCAUAGUAGUACUACAGUCGACCCCCGUUUAUCCGGACUUCAUUUAUCCCGAUCCCCCGAUAUCCGGACAAAAAGCACGGGAACGGAUUUUCCUCCGUGUAUUUUGUUCUCGUUUAUCCGGGCUUCAGCUUCCGGACUCGGACAAGAAUUCCAGGGCACGAAAGUCCAAAAUUCUUGUAAUCCAGCUUCAGUUAUCCGGACUACCGUGAGUACAUUUCAUUACUCAUACUCAUUUCAUUACUCAUUUCAUUUCAUUCAUUUCACAGUACGUAAGAGGAGACGCUGACCCCGCUUUGUCACCUUUUUUGUUGUGUUGGGGUUAUUCCCGUCACACGUCAGGGACCUACAUUCCUCCGUAGGGGAGACAACCGUGCACGAUGACCCGCUUUUCUAUUUGUGUGCGUUGGGUCACGUUGACCAGUCGAGUCAUUUGGAAAUAUCUCGAGCAACUGUCCGGUUCUAGAGGGGGAAAACUCACACCCGAGGGAUGUCGCCUGAUCGCCCGCCCUGUGCGAAUCAGCUUCGCUAGCAAGGCAGUGAUAUGCAACAGGAAGAAGGACAACCCCCACCUGAAGUUGCCGGACAUUCAACAGUGGGCAAAGUUUGAACUUGGUCUCGACAUUCCGAAGUCUACGAUGGCGGAUAUACUCCGCCGUUCUGACAAAUUGCUUAGCGCAGACAAAGAAAACGUGAACGCCGUGCGGGACCGUUCUGGACGUGAAUGAAAUGUGAAGGAAGCCCUUCCAACAUGGUUCGGAGAUCUUCGUUCUCGUGGGGCACCGGUUAACGACACGAUGCUUAUUGAGAAAGCAAAGAUUUUUUUUACUACGUUGACGUUGAUAAGGAUGAUGACACGUGUGCAGCUAUGACUGAUGACGGUGUGAUUGCUGCUGUGGCCUCCGAUGAUGUGCAGCAAGACGGUGCCAAUGACGCCAGUGAGAAAGAAGGCCCCGUUGUGACCGUUGAGCAUACGAGAUCGGCAUUAAGGACUGCACUGACAUUCUUCGAGCAGCGCAACAACGUGGCUCUAAUCUAUGCAAUUAGCAAAAGUUUGCAGCAAUUGAGUGUUUACACUACUAUGAAACAGCUGUCAUUGACGAGCUUUCUGUGUUUUAAUUAAACCUUGCUCUGUAGGAUGCUUUUA